Prunus armeniaca (apricot) is the source of this 1176-nucleotide messenger RNA. NCBI's taxonomy places the organism in Eukaryota, Viridiplantae, Streptophyta, Magnoliopsida, Rosales, Rosaceae. The record is from the annotation of a GenBank genome assembly.
AUGGCUUCAAACAACAACUUGUUGCAGCCCCAGCUUCCAAAUUUUACAGGGAAGCAUUAUAGUCAAUGGAGCAUCCAAAUGAAGGUGCUGUACGCUGCUCAAGAUUUGUGGGAGGUAGUUGAAAAUGGCUUUGUGGAGCCAAAUAAUCAAGGAGACCUCACUCAACAACAACUCACAGAGCUGAAGGAGACACGUAAGAAGGACAAGAAGGCUUUAUUCUUUAUCUUUCAAGCAGUGGAUGAAGCUAUUUUUGAAAGAAUCUCAUCAUGCACUACAUCAAAACAGGCGUGGGACACCCUCUUUGCAUCAUAUAAAGGAGAAGAAAAAGUGAAGAUGGCAAGAUUGCAAACUCUAAGAGAUUAUUUCAAUCGUGUCAUUUCUCUAGUCAACCAACUGAGAAUUAAUGGAGAACAAAUUGAAGAUCAGACAGUUGCUGUAAAAAUUCUUCGAAGUAUGUCCCGAAAGUUUGAAUAUAUUGUGGUGGCCAUUGAAGAAUCUAAAGAUCUGUCUACUUUGUCUCUUGACAGUUUAAUGGGUUCUCUUCAAUCCCGUGAGUUACGGCUGAAGCAGUUUGACUCUGGCCCUAUUGAGCAAGCUUUCCAAUCUCAAGUCUCAUUCAGAGGAAUUUCUAGAAGAGGAGGAGGCGGCUUUGCUCGUGAAAGAGGAAGAAAUAAUCAAGGACGUGGCUAUGCAAAUGACCAGAAAGAAACUAAUGCUGAAGGCUCUGCACGAGAUUUUGGUUAUUCAAGAGGAAGAGGAGAUUAUAGUUAUCCAAGAGGAAGAGGAAGAGAACAAGGUUUCUCCCUUCCCAAUAUUCAGUGCUACAAUUGCAAGCAGGAAAAUGACGAUGUGGUUCUACUUGCAUGUGCAGCUGCCAAAGAAGGAAAAGUUCGUGCGGGAAAAUGGUAUCUUGACAGUGGAUGUAGUAAUCACAUGACAGGCAACAAAAGUGCCUUUGUCAAUUUCAAGCAUACCAACAAUUCUGAAGUAGGGAUUGGUGAUGGUGGAAAGUUAGUGGCCAAAGGAUGUGAAGAUAUUCUUUUUCUGUCCAAGUCUGGAGAACAAAAAAGAAUCUCUAAUGUGUUAUAUGUCCCAGAUUUAAAUUACAAUCUCCUUAGUAUGGGUAACUUCUUCGUAAAGGCCAUAAUAUUCAUUUCAAGGAAGACCAAUGUGUAA